AACGUAUAUACAUAUGUAUACAUAUAUAACUAUUUAGUCCAUGAAUGUUCUGUGAACUGCAAAAUAAAUAAGUUUAUAUGUACAUCAUUUUUACAAAAGACUCACUCAGGCGCAAUAGUUCCAAUCGAACUAUUAAAUUAUUCUUAUAUAAAUUUAAUCUUAUACGUCUACUAAAUGUUUACUAAACUUAGUCUAAAUUAGCUUGCCCAUUUAAGCAUAAAUAAAGCGUUGCUCUAAUGCAUACAGCCAGAUGAUGACUAUACUUUAAUAUAACUCUUAGGUCUAUACUAACUAGUCGACUUAAUUUGAUAAUAACAUUGUCAAUAAACAAUAAAAUAAAUUCAUAAAAUCAAUAACAAAAAUAAUUAUUCUAAUAAUAACACUGGCUUGUGCCAGUUCGAGCCCCGAAUAUUUGGUAAACCCCAAAACAUUUUUAAAACCAUUAAUUAUUAUUACCGCUUUGUUAAUGUGGAAACACAUAACUGUUAUUCGAACCGAUUCUCUUUUAAGAUUAGUGGUGGUCUUUUUAUUACCCUCUUUCUCCUUUCAUUCUCCUUUUCCACUUCUAUAUACUUCCGUUACUCGUAGAGUAUGAGGGUAUAGUAGAUUGGUGGAAAGGUAUGUAACAGGUAGAGUUUGUUUAACCAUAUAUACAUUUGGUUUUAAUUUCGAAAAUCUAUCAAAGCCCGACGACUAUAACAUAGAGCUGUCCUAGGCAAAUUAGUAGCUAAUUAAUUGACAAUCCAAGCUAUUUUUAUAAAUAUAUGUACAUAUAUGUAGAUGUAUACUUUUUGAAAGGGUAUAUAAAUUUGAUUUUUGGUAUUCUGUAUUCUAAGCCCGCAUUCCACCAUCAAUUUAUCCAUGGAUCAAUCAAGGCAACGCGCAAGCACACCCGUGGAGGAUGCGAAGCAGGAGCUGUCCGCUGUUUUUGCGGAAAUAAGCAUGCUGCCCCCCAGCAGCACCCCAGCGGAUCCCGCCAUUUCCUCCCCCUCUGCGGCAUUUUUACAAAUGCAGAAGGCGCUGUUUGACCAGGUCCAGAGCAGGGAGGAGCUAGAGUAAUGUGUUAUUUAGUAGAGGCAAACAAUAAACAAAGCACCCAGCAACCGAGCAAACAAAGUCAACCGGAACUCAGGCAAAAUAUCCAUAUUUUACAAACAGGAGGAGACAGAC
Molecule: messenger RNA, 1170 nt
Organism: Drosophila teissieri
Lineage: Eukaryota; Metazoa; Arthropoda; Insecta; Diptera; Drosophilidae
Exons: 3
Coding region: 862-1059 (65 amino acids)
Source: RefSeq, a predicted model, not a curated record